UUUCACUGUUUCAAAGACUGAAAAACUGCUGUAGUGGGAGGCCAAAUGUAAUGACUUAAUAUGGAACCUGAAGUGGUAAGGAGCAGCUGUCAGCUUGAGCAAACCUGUGGCAAGCUGUGGCAAAUCUACUGGAGCUGGUUUAUGAAAAGCUCUCUCUGAAAUCACAAGGCAACAGAUGAAGUUAAUAGGCUGAAGAGGAGACUCUAUGAAAUCAUGCAGCAGGAGAUACGGCCGCUUGUAGCAGUGGAUAUAAUAGAGCAGCUCCACAGGCAAUUUGCAAUCUUGUCAGGAGGAAGAGGGAAGGAUGGGGCACCCAUUAUAACCUUUCCAGAAUUUGCAGGAUUCAGUGAGAUACCUGAUGACGAUUUUCUGAAUGUGGUCACUUAUCUAACCAGCAUUCCCAGUCUGGAGGCUGCCAGCAUCGGAUUCAUCAUCAUCAUAGACAGACGACGGGACAAAUGGAGUGCAGUCAAGGCAUCCCUGACACGAAUAGCAGGAGCAUUUCCAGGAAACCUGCAGCUGGUGUUUGUCCUGAGACCCUCCCGCUUUAUCCAAAGGGCAAUCGCUGACAUUGGCAUUAAACUCUAUCGAGAUGACUUUAAAAUGAAGGUACCGAUCAUCAUGUUAAAUUCUGUCUCUGAUCUGCAUGGCUACAUUGACAAGAGCCAGCUGACCCGGGAGCUGGGAGGAACCCUGGAGUACGGCCACAGCCAGUGGAUCCAUCACCGCACGGCCAUUGAAAACUUUGCAAUGACAGUAAAAACAACAGCACAGAUGCUACAGACCUUUGGAACAGACUUAGCAGAGACUGAACUUCCCAACGAUGUGCAGUGCACAGAGGAGCUUCUCUCCUCACACACUGAGCACCACAGCAAGCUGAAGGAUGAGCUGAAGCUAGCAGUGAAGCAGGGGGCCACCUUACUGACAUGCAUCCGGGAGCCAGUCACCCGAAGUGCCAACAGCAAACUCAGUCCAGAUGAACUGGAAAAUGUGGCCACAGUGGAAAGGUUGCUGGCUCAGUUGGAUGAAACAGAAAAGGCUUUUGAUCAAUUUUGGACCAAGCAUCAUCUAAAACUAGAACAGUGCCUGCAGCUUCGACACUUUGAACAUGAUUUUAGAGAGGUAAAAUUGACAUUGGAUAACCUCAUGGAAACACAAGCAGGUUUUACUGACAUUGGAGACAGUGUGACUCGAGUUGAGAACCUCCUCAAGGAACAGAAACAUCUGGAAGAGAAAGGACAGGAACCUUUGGAGAAGGCCCAGUCUCUAGCUCUCCAUGGAGAACAGCUCAUCCAAAACAAUCAUUAUGCAGUUGACUCCAUUAGACCAAAGUGUGUUGAACUCAGGCGGAUUUGUGAUGACUUUACCAAUGAGACCAAGAAAAAAUAUGAUAUUUUGGGAAAGUCUCUUGAGCUGCAUAAGCAGUUAGAUAAGGCAAGCCAAUGGUGCGAAGCUGGAAUCUACCUCUUAGCUUCCCAAGCUGUGGACAAGUGCCAGUCACAAGAGGGAGCUGAAACUGCACUCGUUGAAAUUGAGAAGUUCUUGGUAACAGCUAAGGAACACCAGCUCUCCAACCCGAAGGAGUUCUACAAUCAGUUUGACAUGAUCCUCACCCCUGAAAUAAAGGCCAAUGCCCAAAGAAUUGUACAAAAACUCGAAGAUGUGCAAGAAAUGUUUGACAAGAGGCAAGUAAGUCUGAAGAAGCUGGCAGCCAAACAGACCCGGCCAGUACAACCUGUUGCUCCACAUCCUGAAUCUUCCCCAAAGCGAGCAUCACCAAAGAUUACCAGACCAGCAGCAGUAGCUACCAACAGGAGGUCUACAGAAAUUUCCUGCCCUCCAAAGACCGUUUCUGAAGUAGAGUUAUCAAAAAAGAAAAGCAUUAAGAAGACAAAAGGUGGAAUUAAGAUUGAAGUGAUGCAUGAAGCCAGUCAAGGAGGAUCCAGCAGAGUCCUGGUGACCAGUGAAAGUGAUGAGAACUUGUCAACAAGGAGGAGCCACAUAAUCAAUGAGCUGAUAGAAACAGAACGGGUUUAUGUAGAAGAACUUCAAAGUAUAAUAGAGGGAUACGCUUCAGAAAUGGACAAUCCCAAUUUAGUACAUCUGAUUCCAUCUGCACUUCAGAACAAGAAGGAAAUUCUUUUUGGGAACCUCCCAGAAAUCUACUAUUUCCACAACAGGAUUUUCCUUAAGGAGAUAGAAAAUUGCAUUGAAAACCCUGAGCUUCUUGCCCGAUGCUUUUUGAAAAGAAAGGAGGACCUCCAAAUAUAUGAAAAGUACUGUCAGAACAAACCAAGGUCUGAAGCUCUCUGGAGACAGUGUGGAGACAGCAUCUUUUUUCAGGAAUGUCAGCGUAAAUUGGAUCAUAAGCUCUCACUUGAUGCUUAUCUCUUAAAGCCAGUUCAGAGAAUCACCAAGUACCAGCUGCUGCUAAAGGAAAUGCUGAAGUGCAGCAAGAAUUCAGAAGGCACUGCUGAAUUGGAAGAAGCCCUGGCCACGGUGCUUGAUAUCAUCAAAUCAGUAAAUGACUCCAUGCACCAGAUAGCAAUCACAGGAUAUGAGGGGGAUGUCAGUGAGCUUGGCAAGCUGUUGAUGCAAGGUUCCUUCAACGUAUGGACUGACCACAAGAAGGGGCACAACAAGGUGAAGGACUUGGCUAGAUUCAAACCAAUGCAGAGACACCUCUUCCUCUAUACAAAGAUGCUACUUUUCUGCAAGAAACGGGAGGAGAACACGGAUGGCCACGAGAAGACAGCUUCAUACAGCUUUAAAAAUUCAUUAAAGAUGAGCACUGUGGGCAUUACAGAAAAUGUAAAAGGGGAUAAUAAGAAGUUUGAGAUCUGGUAUAAUGGCAGAGAAGAAGUCUAUAUCAUUCAGGCAUCUUCUGUUGAGCUGAAAAACACCUGGAUUUCAGAGAUCCGCAAAGUCCUGACAGGACAGCUGGAGGCAUGCAGAGAAGCAAGUCAACUGCACCAAAGAAUCACUGAGAGUGUGUAUCAUGCACCGAUGGAUUCCUCUAAUGCAAGCAGGUAUAGCAGGAAGUCAUCAAGUAUAUAUGAAAACAAAUCUGAGACAUCAAAUGUGGAUGCAUCAAACAAUAAAAACAGGAAUUCCAGUCCCAGUGCCAGACAAAAGAGAGUUGAUGCUUCCAGCAGCCUUAACCUUGAGCGCACAGCGCUUGCUAGAAAGCGAUUCACAUUGCAAGGUCUUUCCAACCGCAGAGCUCCACCCAAAGAUCCAGAGUCUAAGGACAGAGAAGUUACCCGUCGCUUUUCCCUAGCCUCCUCCAUCAGCACCACAGUUAAUGCUUCUGCUGCCACCAAAGGUCCCCUUGUUCCUGCAGUUAAAGUCAAGAGACAUGAAAUAAAGAGUGACCCAACUCCCCUGGGGUUUGAAGAUGCUUUUGAGAACACCAUUUUGGCCCAGACUAAAUGUAAUGCCGGUUCCACCACGAGAUCCGUACCUAGAUCUGCUUCACAGACAGGUUGGCCCAGCAGACAAAUGCCUUCUCUAGACACAUUUGAAGAUUUUGAAGCCAUCCCUUCCAGCAUGGAUGAACUCUCCAACUCUUCUGAUUUGGAGGAAGAGACCAACCCUAACAAUGGGAGCAAUCUCUUCCGGGUCGAAGGCAGCUUUGACAGCUGUUUCCCAGAUUCUCUUACUCUUGAGGAUGGAGAUUUAGUGCAGUUUGUGCAGGAAGGAGAGAAUGGCCAAUGGUUAGUGAAGAAACUGGUCUCUGAGAAAAGCGACUGGGUUCCCUCCAGCAUAUUGCAGCCAGCAGAGGGGGACAGUAACAGCAUAAUUAAGAGCAGCAAUGCAGACACGUACAACGAUUCCUGCAGCACAGCCUCAGUAGAGUCAGACACGAAGGAAAGUGAGGUGGCCAAAAGCUUCCCAGCAGAACAGAGGGCUGGCAGCUGAACAGCAGGACCAGCCUUCCUCAGGACCCUGUCCACCUGUCUUGAUCUUGGGUGGACACUGGAUCAAAGUUGCCUUUCUCACAAGCUCUGAGGUUCACAAUUCACUAAAAUUUUAUCAACAUGAACAGAUGAGAACUGUGCUGUCCACCUGGCAAGCUGGGAAAAACAAACUUGAAAGGAGCAUUAAACAUCCAGAAAACAUCAAACCUACCUUCAGUAUUAGAGGAGAAAAAUGCUUCUCGCAUUGAUUAUCAAACUGUUUCAGAAGAUGUGGCCUAAAUUAGGUCGACAGCAGAGCUGAAGAGUCUCUAUGCACGCACCUUUUGGCAACUUUGCUUGAGCACCACAUCACUGCAGAGGGGCACAUGGUGGUUACCAGUCCUUGCUCCACCCUGGGGUCACCUGGAGGUUUUUCCAUUUGCUUGCCUCUGGCUGUGCCUUCCCUGUCCUCCUUAAUUCCAGCUGAUGCAUCAUCACAAAUGUGCCCUUUUUGCUGUCAGUCAACACCAAAAACACCCCACUUGAGGGUGGCUGUGGAAAGGAGACUUCUGGCUGGGACCAUCAGAGGCUCCGUGCCGCGGUGACGUGACCCCGCUGCGGUGGCUGCUGACACAGCAUCCACACCUGGCACGGUGCCGGUGGCAGCUCCUGCCUGGGAGGUGCAGGCUAAGCAGGGAAGUAAAGACAUGUAACAGCUACUGUGACAAAGAACACUCUGAACUCUUUUUACAGUCUAAGUCAUUCCUCUGCCCCCUCUACAGUCUCUGGUUGCUGGAUCACAACCCUUUGCAUUUGGUGCCGAGAAUUCAGUUGAAUGCCAUUUACUGUCACAUGUUUGAGUAGACUGCAUGCUUUCCUUGUGUGCUGGGCUAUGAGUAGAUACA
This is a messenger RNA of Onychostruthus taczanowskii (white-rumped snowfinch), 4804 nucleotides long. RefSeq names its product MCF.2 cell line derived transforming sequence-like 2 (gene MCF2L2). Gene Ontology annotation, biological process: intracellular signal transduction. Gene Ontology annotation, molecular function: protein binding; guanyl-nucleotide exchange factor activity. The transcript is spliced from 34 exons. The record is from RefSeq and is a predicted model, not a curated record. Gene Ontology annotation, cellular component: cytoplasm. Bases 214 to 3921 code for a protein of 1235 amino acids. NCBI's taxonomy places the organism in Eukaryota, Metazoa, Chordata, Aves, Passeriformes, Passeridae.